This is a messenger RNA of Penaeus vannamei (Pacific white shrimp), 1051 nucleotides long. Lineage: Eukaryota; Metazoa; Arthropoda; Malacostraca; Decapoda; Penaeidae. The record is from RefSeq and is a predicted model, not a curated record.
CAGCCAUAUUCCGAGUACUCUCCCCGCACCAUGUCUCUACCCCAGGGUAGCAGUCUCCCCCCUGGUGCCUCUAUCCCACCUGGUAGCGGACCCACGCCUUCCCAUCGCUACUCCACCAUUGACAGACAAGGCCUCAGUGAAAGUUCCUCUGAGGGUGAUGUCCCUGUGUCAGCCAAUAAGAAAGAGAAGGAGAAGAAAGGUUCUGUAUUUAAGUUCUUUGGGCGGAGAAAGGGUGCCCAAGUUUAGUUUUUCUUUUUUCUUUCCUUUUUUUUUGUGACAACCAAAUAUUUUUUAUUAUAAAGGAAGUUAUGAUAUAGUUAAUAUUCUUAUAUAUGAUUUUUUUUGUGCCACUUAGGAAUAUGCAUUUGAAAUUUUAUUAUUUAUGGCUUUAGAGAAACAUUCCCCCCCCCCCUCCCGGAUUGCUAAUAAAAAGAUGUUUGUUAUACAUCGCCCAAAGAUGUACCUGAAUGGCUGUAACAUUAGCCUCUGUGUCAAGAAAUUUAUGCUAUAUCUCUCUGAAAUUUGUCUCAGCCUUGUCCCACUGUGACAAAAUGAAGAUUGGUAUGCAAAUAUAAAAACAGGCCAUCUCAGAUAAUUUACAAUUUGAUAAUUGUUUACAUUUAUAAAAUGAAUGUAUGCUUGAAUGAAGGUUGCUUUUACGAAUUCACAGGAAUGUGAAUAUAAGCUUUUAUUUGACUGACUAAAGCAGAAAUUAGUGUCUUAUUUGAGUGCCUGCUCUUGUUGGAAUCUCUGUUCUUUAACAGAGUAGAAAAGAAAUCUUGUAAAGUUGUUCAGUCUCUGAAAUGUAUGUUUAUUAAUUCAGAUUUAGGGUAUAAGAACAGCUAAUUAUAGUUAUGGCUUCUCUUUUAUUACUGUCAAAGUGAUUAAUAUCAAAUCUUUCCAAGUCUUCAAACAUUUUCUUUUUCUUUAUCUGUAUAUAAUUAUAUAAAUAUUGUUCAAAUCAAAUUAUUGUUGAGUGAAGCAAGAAUGUAUGUGGAAAAGGUAUUAUGUGUUGCAAAAUGUAAUGUUGCUAAUACAAAUAUGAUUUAGA